GUCAUUUGCUCGUUUCAAUUUUAAGUAUAGGCUGUACGAGGUGAAUAACUUACCAUAACAUGGCAGACGUGGUUCAAGAUGUCGUGGCAAAUAUUACUGAGAAGUUGACUGAAAGUAGUGCAAAUGCAACGGCGAAAAUACCUGCAACGCCUGAGGGGAUGGCUGUUGCUUAUAGUAGUUUGGUUAUAAUGGCUCUCCUUCCAAUAUUUUUCGGGUCAUUCAGAUCAGUAAAACACCAUAAGGAACAGACUGAGUCAGGAGAAACCCCUGAAACGAUGUCCCAUAAAGAUGCGGCCAUGUUUCCACUAAUAGCAAGUGCCGCUCUGUUUGGAUUAUAUAUAUUUUUUAAGCUAUUUUCAAAGGAGUACAUCAAUCUAUUACUCACAGGAUAUUUUUUCUUCCUAGGAAUCUUUGCUCUUUGCCACCUUAUGAGCCCUCUGAUAAGCUCGCUGGUGCCAGCAGCCAUUCCCAACGUCCCGUUCCAUCUGAGGUUCACUAAGGGCGAAGGUGACGGUAAAGAAUACCUGGUAGACUACAAGUUUACAUCCCAUGAUCUAGUCUGUCUUGCCUGCUGUUCUGUCAUCGGGGCCUGGUACAUCAUGAAAAAGCACUGGAUAGCUAACAACCUGUUUGGCAUUGCGUUCGCCAUCAACGGUGUGGAGUUGCUGCAUCUCAACAAGGUCGUGACUGGUUGUAUCCUGCUCUGCGGACUGUUUGUCUACGACAUCUUCUGGGUGUUUGGCACCAACGUGAUGGUGACUGUGGCAAAGUCCUUCGAGGCACCCAUCAAAUUGGUGUUCCCCCAAGACCUGUUGGAGAAGGGAGUCGCUGCGAACAACUUUGCGAUGCUUGGUCUGGGAGAUAUUGUUGUACCUGGAAUAUUUAUUGCUCUUCUCCUCAGAUUUGAUCUCAGCCUGAACCGCAACUCCAAGUUCUACUUCUACUCGACGUUCGUGGCUUACUUCCUCGGCCUAGUGGCCACCAUAUUUGUGAUGCACAUGUUCAAACACGCUCAGCCGGCGCUGUUGUAUCUUGUCCCAGCAUGUCUGGGCACGCCGUUGUCCCUGGCGCUCAUCAAAGGAGACAUUGGGGCGAUGUUCCAGUAUGAAGACCAUCCAGAGAAGAAAGAAGAAAAGGAAACCACAACUGCUGCCAAAACUACAACUACAACCAAAUCUUCCUCUAAGGCCAAGAAAGAAAAGUAAAACCUCUCAGUAUUCUCUUAAUCUUCGGCUUGCUCACUCGCGCACACCUUGUGUACUUAAAUUGCCGGUAUUUAAGCUGUCACAAGAAAAUUUGAAAUUUAAUUUCAAUUCGGUUUUCCAUGUUUUCUGGUAAUAAUUUAAUUUUGACUAUCAUGACAUUUGUAUCUUCGGAUACUUAGAAAGACAUAACUUCUGUUUUUUUCCUACUCUUUGUUGCAUAAAUGGAAGAACUUUUCAGAAAAUUUGUGAAUUUUUUAAAUAAAAUUUUUUAAAUUAUUUUGUAUUUAUUAAAUUAUUUGUUAAAAUUAGUUAUACUUUGGAACAACAUGAUUUGUAGCUUGUAUCUUACAUUCCAUUAGGUUAAGUUUGAUAGUGGGCAGUGAAAGUAUUAAAAUAACUAAUAGUCACUUUUUUACAGCUAGGUUUGUGAAGAAGUCUUUUUAGUGCACUUUUGAAAAUGGUACUCUAGAUCUAGUACUUCAUUCAGUUUUAUUCAUAAAUAUUUAAGAAUCGAAAUCUUUUGAUCAACUUUUUUUUCCUUUUUGUGCUGUGUUAAGAAAAUUUAGGGAACUUAAAGUCUGAUUUGUGGCUACACCAGAAGUAAUUGAUUUUAUAUGAAAACACUAAUUGUUUGUUUAGUUUUGGGGUUGUGUUUUUGUAGAACAUGUACAGCAUUUAUUAUUGAAAUAUAAGAUAGUACGUUGCAUAGCGUAAGAUGAUCUGCCGAACCUUUGAUAGCUAUCUAUAUUUUUCUCUAAGAUGUAAAUGCGAAGCUAUGUAAUUGUACAUAAAGUAUUUUAUAAUUUUGUUGAAUUUGAUUGUAAUAAAUGAUUUAUUCCAGGUCA
This is a messenger RNA of Macrosteles quadrilineatus (aster leafhopper), 2050 nucleotides long. RefSeq names its product minor histocompatibility antigen H13. Bases 60 to 1205 code for a protein of 381 amino acids. Gene Ontology annotation, molecular function: aspartic endopeptidase activity, intramembrane cleaving. The record is from RefSeq and is a predicted model, not a curated record. The transcript is spliced from 8 exons. Gene Ontology annotation, cellular component: membrane; lumenal side of endoplasmic reticulum membrane; cytoplasmic side of endoplasmic reticulum membrane. NCBI's taxonomy places the organism in Eukaryota, Metazoa, Arthropoda, Insecta, Hemiptera, Cicadellidae. Gene Ontology annotation, biological process: membrane protein proteolysis.